AUGCCGCCUGUAGAAUCGCUCUGCGAAUACUGCUCAAAGAUUCCUCCCGGUAAAUCCGCUCCCGGUCAAACCGAUGAGUGGACUCUGGGUUCUUGGGAAAGAGUUAAGAGGAGCAGCUGCGCUUAUUGUCGGAUUGUAGUUAGCGCCCUCCAAACUCUGUGGCAGACGGAGGCGGCUCCAGUAACUGGCGCAUUAUCAAACGGUAGUGAAGUAAAGCUCUACUGGUUCUCGGCCUCCGGCCCAGGCGGUCGAGGAGCUUUUACCAUCGAUCCCGCAGGCCUCCAGAGCUGGAUUUGCAUGGCCGCUAUAGUACGAAAUACACCGUCAACCAUCCAGACUCACUAUUUGAAACCCGUGAUCGAGGCUGAAUUUGAUGUUGGUCGGCUUUCGGAGUGGAUCUCAAUUUGUUCCCAGGCUCACUCUGAACGAUGCACCCUCAAAGCUCUGGAUUUCGAGCGAAGCUUCCCGGGACUUGACUUUUUGCGGUUCAUCGACGUGAGGCAGGAUUCGAUUGUCGAACUCCGCACGGUGCCAAGAUACUUGGCCCUGAGCUAUGUCUGGGGUGAAGUAGCGAACGUCAGGCUAACUACCGGCAACCGGCUUAGCCUCUUGCUUCCAGGAGCUAUUCGCAAGAUUUGGUAUAAGAUUCCUCAGACAAUCAGGGAUGCUAUUGAGCUUGUGCGAAGAUUAGAUGCUCGGUAUCUCUGGGUGGAUACGUUAUGCUUAAUGCAGAAUGACCCAACAGACCUAACAAGCGGGGUCAAUGUCAUGGAUCAAGUAUAUGAGCGAUCUUGGGUGGCUAUCAUUGCAGCUAGCGGCCAUAACGCGAAUGCUGGUCUACCGGGUAUCCGAGAAGGAAGCCGGUUUGUGAGCAGGGCUACGAGGAUCACUGGCGAAGUAUCUGUGGGCCUAUAUGUGCCGCUCGACCGGCUUUUGAAGCGCUCAGUCUAUACCUCGAGAGCUUGGACAUUUCAAGAGGAGCUGCUUCCCCGGCGUGCAGUAUAUUUUACUGAGAAGCGGGUGUUUUUUCGUUGCAGAGAGGACAUGUAUACUGAGCAGCUUCUUGACCAGCGCCCAAGAGGAGGGGAGCCACUAUAUAUGAAAGAUGACAUCUGGUCAUCCAUGCUGCCUGGGACAGCGACUAUGGACACACCUAUGGCGGACUUUGAAGUCAUGCUCUUGUACUACACUCCAAGAGCCCUCACCAAUCCGAAUGAUAUCCUUCGCGCUCUCGCUGGGAUAAUUCGGCGAUUAUCAGAGAGGGCAAAAUGUCGAUUUUUUGAAGGCAUUCCCACAGCUGCCUUCGAUGCCUUUAUUGUCUUCAAAGCCCAUUACUUUGUCCUCCAUCGGCGAGUAGGGUUUCCGAGCUACUCUUGGACUGGUUGGAAGGGUGGAAUCAGUGCAGAAGGGCGUAAUCACCGCGCAUUUGGAAAUUUGAACAAGUGGCUGGAGGAAGAUACGUGGAUUAUUUGGUACAAGAGGAGCGCUACCGGUGUGCCUAAUCUCGUUUGGGACUCUUCUGCUAAUGAGACUUUCCCUCUCAAUGACUCCAGUUAUGAUGGGUACCGCCGAAGACGCUCAUUUCAAGCCCCAGCAGAACUUCACAUAUCAUCGAAUCGAACAUAUCCGACAGAAGCUCUUUCAUUUGAGUUGCCUGCUAUUCGGUUCCAUUUCCUGCAGUUCUGGACUCUGUCUGUCUACUUUAAGUUAGGGACAAAGGAUUUAUUCGCAGCAGAGGCGCGUAUUCUAACCGCAAAGGGCAGCGAGGCGGGCAUGAUAGAUCUAAAUGGAAUUGAAGAGAGUACCUUUUUUGACUCUCAAACCCCUUUUGAGUUUAUACUCCUAUCAAGCGCUUGGACCGACGAUGAUCAUGAAGUUGGAAACAAACUAGUACAUUCGAAAUAUUUCAUCAUGCUACUGGAAUGGAAUGGGCCUGUUGCAGAAAGGAGAGGGUUGGGCCUUAUUGAUAAGACCGCUAUUCUUGACAGCUUCUCGCCUGGCCCGCAAUGGAAAGAGAUUAUACUUGGUUAA
This is a messenger RNA of Venustampulla echinocandica, 2031 nucleotides long. RefSeq lists its product as uncharacterized. NCBI's taxonomy places the organism in Eukaryota, Fungi, Ascomycota, Leotiomycetes, Helotiales, Pleuroascaceae. The record is from RefSeq and is a predicted model, not a curated record. The coding region runs from base 1 to 2031 and encodes 676 amino acids. The transcript is spliced from 2 exons.